AUGGCAAAAAAUGCUAAUUUUAGGGCAAUUCCCAGGAUUGGGAUCACGAACGCAGUUACGUUUGCGUGGAAGGAGAAGGACAUGGAGCCUUUUGGAAGGGAAACAUUUGGGAGGACUUUGUUGAUGGGAGUGUUAAAGCUGGCGGUAAAGGACGUGAUGUGCCUCCAGGCGAACCCCUUGGAAGGGGCUUAUGAUGUGGUUUUACACACAGAGGGGAAGCAUGACGAGGUCAUGAAAAAGGCGAGGGAGGUGGAGAAGGCCAGGCCGAUGUGCCACUACGAGGUGACAAGCUUGGCCAAGAACAACUUCAGGGUAAUAACAGUAAACAUGUAUAACCCGCAUGUUAAGGACGAGGAGGUGAGGGCUUUUAUGGGGAGGUAUAUGGACAAUGUCUCCUCGGCAAGGCUCCUCAAAGACUCGCUAGGGUUCUGGAACGGGAAGAGAAGCUUCCAGGAUCUGUUGAGGGAAGACCCAAUGGGCCUGGGAGGUUACCUUCAUCCUCCAGCUCUGUGGGCUGACAUGGGGACGUUGUUGUAUGCCUGUCAGCCCCCUUUCUGCAGACGAUGCAUGGCCUAUGGCCAUAAUUUCGCCUCAUGUGGGGAGAAGAAAUGCAGGGUGUGUGGGUCUGAGGCACACGAGGCGAGGGACUGUGACGAGUCGAAGAAGUGCCACGGGUGUGGAUCGUCAGCACACCUGUGGAGGGAGUGUACGGCUCGUCACAAGUUGUAUGCAGCUGCAGCUGGUGGGGGAGCAGGGGCAGAAGCGGGGGAUGGAGGAAGAAGAGGAGGAGGAGUUCCAGACCCAAGCACAGGGCCAGAAGCAGGGGGGAGAGGGGGGGCCGAAGUGGGGGGAAAGCGAGAUGUCGAGGGCCCAGGGGGAUGAGGUGAGGGAGAUGAUGGAGGAGCUGGUGAUCAAGGGGGGCUGGGUCUCCCCACUGCCGGCGUCUCCAAAGAAGAGAGGGAAGAGGAGGGGGAGAUCCUCGGACAGGAAGAGGGAAAUGGGUGGUGGGGGAGAGGGGGGGGGCAAGCGUGUAAUGGGGGAGAAGGGCGCUGUGGGGGAAGAAUCUCCUGUGUCCUCGCUGGACCACCCCCAACGCACAGGAUUAGGGUUUUUAUAAUAGGAUAUUGUAAGAGGAAAAAGAGGGAGGAAAGGAGGGAUGUAGAUCAUAUCCAAAGGCUGCUCGAACUCGAGCUCGAGGCAGGCAACCUCUGCGGGUCGGUAGAUUGGGAGAGAUCCUCUGCCCUAAAAGCUCAACUUAGGGAGGUGCAUGAGCGGAAGGCUUGCGCUUUCCUGGAGCGUGCGCAUAGUGGGUUUUUAGAACACGACGAGACUUAUUCCACCGUGUUCUUUAAAUUAGUUAGGGGAAGACAGAGUAGGAAGGUAAUGUACAGGGUUAGGGAAGAAAACGGUAGAGUAGUGAGAGAAACUGAGGAAAUUGUCAAGGUGACCACGGAACAUUUCCGAGGUUUUUUCAAGAAAGGGCAGUAG
Coregonus sp. 'balchen' is the source of this 1488-nucleotide messenger RNA. The record is from the annotation of a GenBank genome assembly. NCBI's taxonomy places the organism in Eukaryota, Metazoa, Chordata, Actinopteri, Salmoniformes, Salmonidae.